CAUGCAUUGUGCUUUAUCUUCCUGUGCCAUUUUACACCCGUGUUUAAGUUUCAACUUUAACUCAUUAGAAAUAGUCAGUAUCCAAAACCAAGUGAUUUAUGUAUGUGUAUGUUAUGUGGGAAUUUACGUGAUGUUGUUGAGAAAACUCAAGCUGUUUAGUAACCUUACAUUUUGAUCGAGUGUUAAAGUGAAGCGAGAAGAAAAGUUAUUGACUUCCUCAAUAAAUGUAUCUGUGCAGCUUCGUGAAGACUGAAUGAAUCAUGGAGGACACACAAGCAUUGAGAGAUGGAGAUGUUUCUCCAGGAGGCGGUAAAUUUCAGGGGGACAGAUCAAACUCAUCAGAGCCCAGCUGUGUGUCCAUGAAGAGUAAUCGGUCUAUGGAUAAACCAGUAAAAUUUGAGGGAAGACACACAUCACCUGAUCUGAGUGAGCAGUUAGCCGACACUCAAGGAAUAUUAAGGAGAAAACACAUGCCAUCUAAUCUGAGUCAUGACACUCAACUGUCAUUCAGCAGAUUCAAAUCAAAUCUGCUGAAGAAGUUUGAGCAUCUGUAUGAAGUAACAGUGACGCAGGGAAACCCAACUCUCCUGAAAAAGCUCUACACAGAGCUCUACAUCACAGAGAGUGAGAGUGGAGAGAUCAGUAGUGAGCAUGAGGUGAGACAGAUUGAGACACAGUCCAGGAGAGCAGCAACAGAGGACACAGCCAUCAAAUGCAAUGACAUCUUUAGACCUUUACCUGGACAAGACAAAGCCAUCAGAACUGUGCUGACAAAAGGAGUCGCUGGCAUUGGAAAAACAGUCUCUGUGCAGAAGUUGAUCCUGGACUGGGCUGAAGGGAAAGAGAAUCAGGACGUCCAGCUCAUAUUUCCACUUCCUUUCAGAGAAAUCAAUCUGAUGAAGCACAAAACACUCAGUCUUUCAGAUCUGCUUCAUGUCUUUUUCCCUGAAACAAAAGAAAUAGAAAUAUCUUGUGAUGAAUAUAAAGUGCUGUUCAUCUUUGAUGGUCUUGAUCAGUGUCGUCUGUCUUUGGACUUUAAGAGUAAAGUGAAACUGUAUAAUAUAUCUGAAUCAGUCUCAGUGGACGUGCUGCUGGUGAACCUCAUUGUGGGGAAUCUGCUUCCUUCUGCUCUCAUCUGGAUCACCUCCAGACCAGCUGCAGCUGAUCUUAUCCCCUCUGAGUGUGUCCAUCGAGUGACAGAAGUACGAGGCUUCAAUGAUCCAGAGAAGGAGAAAUACUUCAGAAAGAGAAUCCGUGAUCAGAGUCUGGCCAAUACAAUCAUCUCACACCUGAAGUCAUCAAGGAGCCUCUACAUCAUGUGCCACAUCCCAAUGUUCUGCUGGAUCUCAGCCGCUGUUCUGGAGAAGAUUUUGAGUCAAGCAGAGAGUGGAGAGAUUCCCAAAACUCUCACUCAAAUGUACACACACUUCCUGAUCCUUCAGACCAACAUCAAACAUCAGAAGGACUAUGACAAGACAGUCAAAGAUGAAGAUAUAAUUGUCAAACUGGGGAAACUGGCUUUUAAACAGCUUGUGAAAGGUAACAUAAUCUUCUAUGAGGAGGACCUGAGAGAGUGUGGCAUUGAUGAGACAGAAGCAGCAGUGUACUCAGGAUUGUGCACUCAGAUCUUCAGAGAAGAGUCAGGCUUGUAUCAGGGGGAAGUCUUCUGCUUUGUUCAUCUUAGCAUCCAGGAACAUCUAGCAGCCCUAUAUGCACAUGUCUCCUUUACAAAGAACUGUAUAAAUGUGUUUGACCAAACUGAUCAUAGUCUCUUCACCAAAGUUUUAAACCAGAAGAAAUAUGUUUCAUUAUCUGAGCUGCAUAAGAGAGCUGUAGAUGAAGCUUUACAAAGUAAAAAUGGACAUCUGGAUCUUUUCCUGCGUUUUCUUCUGGGUUUUUCAUUGGAGUUCAAUCAGACUCUCCUACGAGUACUACUGACACAGACAGGAAGCUGCUCCUACAACAAAGAGGAGACAGUCGAGUUAAUCAAACAGAAGAUCAGGGCGAAUUACUCUUCAGAGAGAUCCAUCAAUCUGUUCCACUGUCUGAAUGAACUUGGAGAUGAUUCACUGAUGCAAGAGAUCCAGGGUUAUCUGAGAUCUGGACAAAUAGCAGAAACCAAACUCUUCUCUUCACAGUGGUCAGCUCUGGUUUAUGUGCUGCUGACAUCAGAGCAGAAGAUUGAUGAAUUUAAUCUGGAACAGUUUACUGGAGCUCAAAAUACAGCAGAUGAAGUUCUUCAGAAGCUGCUGCCUGUGAUUAAAGAAUCCAGAUCAGUUCAGUUGAGUGAUUGUGGAGUCACAGAUGAAGGUUGUGCUGCUCUGGCUUCAGCUCUGAGAUCAAACCCUUCACACCUGAGAGAACUGCAUCUGUCUGGAAAUAAACUAGGAGUGUCAGGAGUGAAUCUGCUCUCUGAUCUACUGAAGGAUCCUCGCUGUAAACUGGAAACACUGUGGUUGAGUGAUUGUGAAGUCACAGAGGAAGGUUGUGGUGCUCUGGCUUCAGCUCUGAGAUCAAACCCCUCACAUCUGAGAGAUCUGGAUCUGUCUGUAAAUAAAUUAGGAGCGUCACGAGUGAAUCUGCUCUCUGAUCUACUGAAGGAUCCUCGCUGUAAACUGGAAACACUGGGGUUGAGGGAUUGUGGAGUCGAAGAUGAAGGUUGUGCUGCUCUGGCAUCAGCUUUGAGAUCAAACCCCUCACACCUGAGAUAUCUGGAUUUGUCUGGAAAUAAUCUAAGAGCAUCAGGAGUGAAUCUGCUCUCUGAUCUACUGAAGGAUCCUCGCUGUAAACUGGAAACACUGUGGUUGAUGAAGUGUGGAGUCACAGAUGAAGGUUGUGGUGCUCUGGCUUCAGCUCUGAGAUCAAACCCCUCACACCUGAGAGAACUGUAUCUGACUGGAAAUAAAUUAAGAGCGUCAGGAGUGAAUCUACUCUCUGAUCUACUGAAGGAUCCUCGCUGUAAACUGGAAACACUGUGGUUGAAGUAUUGUGGAGUCACAGAUGAAGGUUGUGCUGCUCUGGCUUCAGCUCUGAGAUCAAACCCCUCACAUCUGAGAGAACUGAGUCUGUCUGGAAAUAAACUAGGAGCAUCAGGAGUGAAACUGCUCUCUGAUGGACUGAAGGACCCUCACUGUCCACUGGAAACACUGGGGUUGAAGGAUUGUGGAGUCACAGAUGAAGGUUGUGCUGCUUUGGCUUCAGCUCUGAGAUCAAACCCCUCACACCUGAGAUAUCUGGAUCUAUCUAGAAACAAACUAGGAGCAUCAGGAGUGAACCUGCUCUCUGAUCUACUGAAGGAUCCUCGCUGUAAACUGAAGAUACUCUGGUUGAGUGAUUGUGGAGUCACAGAUGAAGGUUGUUCUGCUCUGACUUCAGCUCUGAGAUCAAACCCCUCACACCUGAGAGAACUGGAUCUGUCUGGAAAUAAACUAAGAGACUCAAAUGUGAAUCUGCUCUCUGAUCUGAAGGAGGAUCCACAUUGUAAACUGGAGAAGCUUAAUCAUAACUUUCAACUGAUCCAAAAAAUGCUUAAAUCAAAACUGAGGAAGAAGAAUCAGUGUCUGUAUGAAAAAACAGCGAUACAGGGAAACCCAACUCUCCUGAAUGAGAUCUACACAGAGCUCUACAUCACAGAGAGUGAGAGUGGAGAGAUCAGUAGUGAGCAUGAGGUGAGACAGAUUGAGACACAAUCCAGGAGAACAGCAACAGAGGACACAGCCAUCAAAUGCAAUGACAUCUUUAGACCUUUACCUGGACAAGACAAAGCCAUCAGAACUGUGCUGACAAAAGGAGUUGCUGGCAUUGGAAAAACAGUCUCUGUGCAGAAGUUGAUCAUGGACUGGGCUGAAGGGAAAGAAAAUCAGGACGUCCAGCUCAUAUUUCCACUUCCUUUCAGAGAAAUCAACCUAAUGAAAGACAAAACACUCAGUCUUUCAGAUCUGCUUCAUGUCUUUUUCCCUGAAACAAAAGAAAUUGAAAUAUCCUGUGAUGAAUCUAAAGUGCUGUUCAUCUUUGAUGGUCUGGAUGAGUGCCGUCUGACUUUGGACUUUAAGAGUAAAGUGAAACUGUAUAAUAUAUCUGAAUCAGUCUCAGUGGACGUGCUGCUGAUGAACCUCAUUGUGGGGAAUCUGCUUCCUUCUGCUCUCAUCUGGAUCACCUCCAGACCAGCUGCAGCUGAUCUUAUCCCCUCGGAGUGUGUCCAUCGAGUGACAGAAGUACGAGGCUUCAAUGAUCCAGAGAAGGAGAAAUACUUCAGAAAGAGAAUCCGUGAUCAGAGUCUGGCCAAUACAAUCAUCUCGCACCUGAAGUCAUCAAGGAGCCUCUACAUCAUGUGCAACAUCCCAGUGUUCUGCUGGAUCUCAGCCGCUGUUCUGGAGAAGAUUUUGAGUCAAGCAGAGAGUGGAGAGAUUCCCAAAACUCUCACUCAAAUGUACACACACUUCCUGAUCCUUCAGACCAACUUCAAACAUCAGAAGGACAAUGACAAGACAGUCAAAUAUGAAGAUAUGAUUGUCAAACUGGGAAAACUGGCUUUUAAACACCUUGUGAAAGGUAACAUAAUCUUCUAUGAGGAGGACCUUAGAGAGUGUGGCAUUGAUGAGACAGAAGCAGCAGUGUACUCAGGAUUGUGCACUCAGAUCUUCAGAGAAGAGUCAGGCUUGUAUCAUGGGAAAGUCUUCUGUUUUGUUCAUCUUAGCAUCCAGGAACAUCUAGCUGCUCUAUAUGCACAUGUCUCCUUUACAAAAAACUACAUAAAUGUGUUUGACCAAACUGAACAAAGCCUCUUCACCAAAGUUUUAAAUACGAAGAAAUAUAAUUCCAUAUCUCAUUUGCAUCAGAGAGCUGUGGAUGAAGCUUUACUGAGUAAAAAUGGACAUCUGGACCUUUUCCUGCAUUUUCUUCUGGGUCUUUCAUUGGAGUCCAAUCAGACUCUCUUACCAGUACUACUGAAACAGACAGGAAGCUUUUCCUUCAGCAAAGAGGAAACAGUUGAGUUCAUCAAACAGAAGAUCAGGGCGAAUCACUCUUCAGAGAGAUCCAUAAAUCUGUUCCACUGUCUGAUUGAACUGGGAGAUGAUUCACUGAUGCAGGAGAUCCAGGGUUAUCUAAGAUCUGAAAAAAUAGAAGAAACCAAACUCUCCUCUUCACAGUGGUCAGCUCUGGUUUAUGUACUGCUGAAAUCAGAGCAGAAGAUGGAUACGUUUAAUCUGAAACAGUUUAUUGGAGCCCAAAAUCCAGCAGAUGAAGUACUUCAGAAGCUGCUGCCUGUGAUUAAAGAAUCCAGAUCAGUUCAGUUGAGUGAUUGUGAAGUCAAAGAUGAAGGUUAUGCUGCGCUGGCUUCAGCUCUGAGAUCAAACCCCUCACACCUGAGACAACUGUAUCUGACUAGAAAUAAACUAGGAGCAUCAGUGAAUCUACUCUCUGAUGUUCUACAUAAUCCACACUGUAAACUGGAGAAACAGAGGCUGGACAUCUCUGAACCGUCUGAACUGAAUCUUCACCCACUCCCAGUCUGUCAGUCUUGUGUUCACAUUGGUGAUUCUGAUCAGUGGGUUCAGGUGGAGCCAUCAGUCUGUACAGAUGAAGGAGGCUCAAAGUUCUGGAUCAGCACUCCAGCGGGCCGAUUUGAGUGCAGGAGAACCAGAAUGCGAUGGGUCUGUGCUGGUGAUGUCACUCUCCGGUACCAUGCAGUGGAUGGACAUUUCCUCAGUGCAGAGCUGGAGAGGCUUCAGUGUGAGAGAAUUGGACCUGUGAUUGAUGUGACCGUGAUCUCAGGGAAACUGGAGGAGGCCCAUCUGCCUCAUUACAUCUGUUUAGCAGAGUCAGAUCCCUCUCUUAAAGAUGAUAUAAAGGUCCUCAGUGUUGAAGAAGAUGGAAUAUCCUUAGAAUCAGUGGAGUUGACUCGUUUCCAUGCUAAAAUACUCCAACCAUAUUUUUCUCCCAAAACAGUGUUAAUGAAACUAGGGAUAGCAGUGAAAGUGCACUGUGAUCUACUGAUAUUCAUGACAAACAAAGACCCCAUCAUCCUUCAUCUGUAUUUUUUCCCAAUAGAUUCAGUUUUUGAAAAAAAAAUUAAAAGAGAGAAAAAAACGAGUAAUCAAAUCAGUCUUUCAAGACCUGAAACCCCAUUACAGAUGAAUAAGCAACACAGUCUUGAGGUUCCUGGUGCUUUUGUCCAGCCCAAAGAGAUCAAGAUAAAAGGAGACAUCAAGCCAAACUUUUUUGAGGUCAUACUUUCUGUGGCCGAUGACAUCAAUAUGACUCUUAGCCGAGUGGAUGAUCAGAAAUCAGUCUGGACUGCAAAAAUUUGCAAAGCUUUGUUUCAAACUGGACAAAAGCAUAAGUCACCACAAGUAGCUGUCAACUUUGAUAAAGUCCAGUUUUUUAAUGAAAAUUGGUGUGACUUUAUUAAAAACAUUAAGAAUGUGAAUGCCAUUGCAGACAAACUGCGUCAGAAACAAAUAAUUCAUGAAGAAUUAUAUACUGAAAUCACACUUCCGACAUCAACCAGUGAAGCCAGCAUGAGGAAGAUCUGUAGCGUAGUGCGUAAAGGUAGUGACACUGUAAAAAAAAAAUUCAUCUCCAUUCUUCUGGCUGAAGAACCCAACCUUUUAAGUCACCUGCCUUCACCUGAUUCUUAACCUUUAUGCUUGAUGAUUCUACGUUGUGUUUUACAUUAUAACUGUAAACUACAGGCGACCAAUGCACUCAAAAGCCCUACUACAGUAUGUGAAAACAGAAUAAUGU
This is a messenger RNA of Carassius gibelio (silver crucian carp), 6747 nucleotides long. RefSeq names its product NACHT, LRR and PYD domains-containing protein 1a. Bases 261 to 6641 code for a protein of 2126 amino acids. Gene Ontology annotation, molecular function: protein binding. The record is from RefSeq and is a predicted model, not a curated record. NCBI's taxonomy places the organism in Eukaryota, Metazoa, Chordata, Actinopteri, Cypriniformes, Cyprinidae. The transcript has 15 exons. Gene Ontology annotation, biological process: regulation of apoptotic process.